Molecule: messenger RNA, 4521 nt
Organism: Trametes versicolor FP-101664 SS1
Lineage: Eukaryota; Fungi; Basidiomycota; Agaricomycetes; Polyporales; Polyporaceae
Product: multidrug resistance-associated ABC transporter
Exons: 41
Coding region: 1-4374 (1457 amino acids)
Biological process (GO): transmembrane transport
Cellular component (GO): membrane; fungal-type vacuole
Molecular function (GO): ATP binding; ABC-type peptide transporter activity; ATP hydrolysis activity
Source: RefSeq, a predicted model, not a curated record
AUGGACAUACUACGCUUGCAGCACAACCCACUGUCAGGAGAAGAACACGGAUCCGGAGUUCUUGUCUUCAAGCUUGCUCGCUUGCUAUCCUGCGUUGCCUUGCUCUGUCUCUCGAUACCGACUGUGACUACAACUUCCCAUGGGUUCAGCGAUACGCCAGCCUGGUGGUUUCAAUUUGUGCAGGUCGAGACAUACACUUACGUCACCGCGCUCGCCCUGGCCGCCGUACUACUCCCUCGCUAUAGCGCUCUGCUGUCCCACCACCUGUCUUUGAUCUUGCUUCUCACCUGGGGUGUCUACGUGUACCGGGAUGCGGUCCCGCUUGCGACGACUACCCUACGCCCUGCAGAUGCGGACGAGGGCGUGCUCAUCUGGAUCAAGCUGCUCAUCCUGACAGAGGCUGCGGUUCUACUUCCGGUGUUCACGCCGCGUGUGACCGUUCCGCGCUCUCCGGAAGGACCCAACAAGGAGCAGAAAGCCGGAUGGUACUCUCGGCGGAUGUUCAGCUGGCUCAACGAGACCGUGGCGAAGGCACAUCGGGUCGAGCAUAUCCCGUUGGAAGACCUUCCAACUCUUGCGAACUCCGACCGCACACGUAACUUGGUAGAGAAGAGUCUGAAGUACCUCGAUCCCUUAGAGACACGGAAGGACACGCACAUCUUCUGGGGGUUCCUGAAACUCUAUCGUGUCGAAUAUCUCCUCGGCGCAUCUUUGGUGGCGGUGUCGUCUAUCGCUCUCCUGGCGUACCCGAUCGCUACCCAGGGCGUCUUGUCGUACCUGGAGAAGGGACAUGCACAGUCCGUCGUUCGUCCUUGGGCGUGGGUCAUGCUCAUGUUCGUCGGCCCUACGGUAUCAACGAUCUGUGAGGAGUGGUACAAUUGGACCAUGAAUCGACUGAGUAUCCGUACCGAGGCGAUUGUCACCGAGCUCCUGUUCCAGCACGCGCUUCGCAUUCGCAUGAAGUCGGAGACGUCUACUGACAGCGAGGGCACACCGAGUGACGGUGCUGCGGCUGCUGACGCACCCGCACAGCCCAAGAGCGAUGUCUUAGUCGGGAAGCUCAACAACCUCAUCACGAGCGACCUCGCGAACAUCACCGAAGGAAACAAGCAGGGGCUCCUCCUCCUUAUUCAAAGCCCUUUACAAAUGGCCGCCGCGAUCGUAUUCAUGUACAGCAUCUUGGGAUGGAGUGCAUUGGUGGGCCUUGCGACUCUGGUCGCUCUGAUACCUAUCCCGGGGUACCUCAGCAGUUGGAUCCAGACAUUCCAGAAGAGGAUGAUGGACAAGACCGACGCGCGAGUUCAACUCGUCAACGAAGUUUUGAAUGUCGUGCGCAUGAUCAAGCUCUUCGGCUGGGAGUCCCGCGUCUCCGCGCAGCUCGACGAGCGUAGAGAGGCCGAGUUGAAGCAGCUCAGCCAGUCGCGGUGGCUGGAGAUCUUCAACGCCCUGUUCAACUAUAGCAUUCCUCUCAUCACGAUGGCGGUUACGUUCAGUGUCUACACCGCGGUCAUGAAGCAAGAACUGACAGCGUCGAAGCUGUUUGCGUCGAACGCAGCGUUCAUAUUGAUUCAGAACCAGAUGCACGGCAUCUUCUUCGCGAUCCCUGCAUUGACACAAGCUCGCGUCUCCCUUGAUCGUAUCAACGGGUUCUUGCACCAGACCGAGCUCCUCGACGAGUUCAUGAACUCCGACUCCCCGGCUGAAUACAAUCGCCCCCGCGACAACGAAGACGUCCUCGGGAUCAAACAGACCUCAUUCACAUGGGCCAGAGACGCAGACGUCCAGACGCCCGCCUCUUCGUCGAGCGGCCAGCAGAGCAGGAGGUUCGUCCUGAAUGUCGACGGGGAGCUGCUCUUCAAGCGCGGCUGCACGAACCUCAUCGUCGGCCCGACCGGGUCAGGGAAGACGUCGCUGCUGAUGGCGCUGCUUGGCGAGAUGCACGCGCGGCCGUCCGGACCGGAGAGUUUCGUCAGUCUUCCCAGGGGAGGGGGCGUUGCGUAUGCUGCGCAGGAGUCUUGGGUCUUGAGCGAUACUAUUCGGAACAAUAUCCUGUUCGGCGCGCCGCUUGACGAGGUGCGAUACGCGAAGGUUGUCAAACAGUGCGCGCUCGAGCGCGAUCUUGGCCUCUUCGAUGCCGGGGACCAGACUGAAGUUGGUGAGAAGGGGAUCACGUUGAGCGGUGGCCAAAAGGCUCGCCUCACCCUUGCUCGCGCGGUCUAUUCUUCCGCGGAUAUCCUUCUUCUGGACGAUGUUUUGGCUGCCCUCGACGUUCACACAGGACGGUGGAUUGUAGAUCAGUGCUUCAAGGGUGAUCUUGUUCGGGGACGCACCGUUCUUCUCGUGAGUCACAACGUGGCGCUCAUUCGCCCGAUUGCGGACUUCGUCGUUGCGCUUGGAUCGGAUGGACGCAUCGCGAGCCAAGGAAGCCCAGACAAGACCUUGCAGCACGACAGCAAGCUCUUGGCCGAGCUGAGUACCGAGGAGGAGCAGCUCAAGGAAGUGGAGCAAGUGCUGGGCAAACCCGAGCUCGAAGCUAAAGAUGCGCAGCAGAACGGGAAGCUGGUUGUCGCCGAAGAGAUCAAAGAGGGACACGUAGGCUGGGAUACCUUGCGGCUGUUCGCGGUCAACUCGUCUAAACACCCUGUCUUGUACUGGGCCGCAUACAUGACCAUGAUGGCCGUGACGCACAGCUUCAUGAACAGUCAGUUCUUUUAUCUAGGUAUAUGGGCCGCGCAGUACGAGCACCAUGCACCUUCCGAAGUGUCUGUGGCAUACUACCUCUCCAUCUACGGGCUGCUCGUCUUCGCCACUAUCGCUUCAUACGCCGUAGCUUGGCUAUUUUACAUAAGCGGUUCCAUGCACGCCUCCAGAAUCAUCCAUAGCAAGCUGGUGACAUCGAUAUUAGGCACGACUCUGAGAUGGCUCGAUACGACCCCAACGUCCCGUAUCAUAGCCCGGUGCACGGCGGACAUGCAAGCCGUCGACACCACACUACCCAGAUUUGUUCUAGCCACUGUGGAAACCGCCAUCUUCAUGAUCCUGCGCGUCAUCGCAACGGCCCUGGUAGCCCCGCUUUUCAUCGUCCCCGCUGUCAUCAUCGGUGCCCUGGGCGCCCUACUUGGAUGGAUAUACAUGAAGGCUCAGAUCUGUGUGAAACGCGAGAUGAGCAACACCCGCGCGCCGGUGCUAGGACAUUUCGGUUCAGCCAUCUCAGGAAUCGUCUCUAUUCGCGCGUACGGCGCGCAGGACCAGUUCAAGAGCGAGUCGUACCUUCGUGUCGACCGAUACAGCCGCGCCGCCUUUGUCUACAACGGCUUGAAUCGGUGGAUUGCUGUGCGAGUAGACGUCAUGGGCACCCUUCUCUCUGUGAUCCUUGCUGCGUAUCUCGUCUAUAGUGCACGGGUCAGCGCAUCCAAUGCCGGCUUUGCUAUGAACAUGGCGGUCGGAUUCAGCGCGACUAUCCUGCAGGGAGUGCGGAUGUUCAAUUACCUACAAGUUGCAGGUAUGCACCUUGAGCGCGUCCAGCAAUACCUCGUCAUUGAGCAAGAGCAGAAACCGACCACCAACGGUGUCCCGCCUGCCUAUUGGCCGGCAAGCGGCGAGCUGCGUGUCGAGAAGCUUUCAGCACGCUACUCGUCGGAUGGGUCUCGCGUGCUGCACGAGAUCUCAUUCGAGGUCAAGCCUGGGGAGCGAAUUGGAAUCGUGGGACGCACUGGCAGUGGGAAGAGCUCGUUGACGCUUGCACUCCUACGAUGUAUAUUGACCGAAGGCAAUGUCUACUACGACGGCAUCACCACGGACUCGAUCAACCUAGACGCUCUCCGGUCGAACAUCACGAUCAUCCCACAAACGCCCGAGCUACUCAGUGGCACGCUUCGUAGGAAUCUGGAUCCGUUCGAGGAGCAUGACGACGCGACACUGAACGACGCCCUGCGCUCCGCCGGCCUCUUCUCGCUGCAGGAGGGUGAAGAGAACGCGCGGCUCACACUCGACUCCGAGAUCGCAGGCGGCGGCAGCAACCUGUCUGUGGGCCAGCGACAGAUCCUUGCCCUCGCGCGCGCGAUCGUCCGCCGGAGCAAGCUACUGAUACUCGACGAAGCCACAUCUGCCAUUGACUACGCAACCGAUGCGAUCAUCCAGAAUACGCUGCGCGAAGAGCUGGGCAGAGACGUCACUGUGCUCACUGUGGCCCACCGCCUGCAGAGCGUCAUGGACGCGGACAGGAUUAUGGUACUCGAUGCGGGACGAAUCGUCGAGUACGACGCACCGCGCUCGCUCCUCCAAAAGGAGGAUGGCUACUUCCGCAGCCUGGUAGACGGGAGCGGGGACAAGGCUGCGCUUUACGCGCAGGCAGGAUAUGAUGCGGCGUCUUAGACCGCCCCAGGUAGACUGUGGGGGUUGGCAGAUUCGAUUCGACUUACUAAACGUUGAUGUUUUGCGUGGUCUGGGGUAUAUGUUAUGCUCGAUGUAAUGUGGAUCGCCGUUCGCCGUCGCCGUCUGUGGUCAACAAAUUGAUUCCAU